AUGUCGACCACAUCCGGUACACCAAGACCAACGCCAAGUACCCCAAGGACUACGGCCAGUGCACCACCACCGGCGUAUGGGACAAGUGUGGCAAGCUCAUCAAGAGAUGUGCCAUUGACAGUCAGCAAGGGAAAGAUUGGCAACCCACCUAAGCCCUUCAACGGCGUGGAAUCCAAGCUUAUACCCUUCAUUCACCAUGUGGAUAUGUAUAUCCUGAUGAACCCUACGGACUUCCAGAAUGACCUGCAAAAGAUUCUGUUCAUGGGAAGUUACUUUGAAGGAGAUGCAGAGGCAUGGCUAAGACCCUUCGUCAAAGACUAUAUGGAGAACGAAGGGGACGACAGGGAAGAUGAAACCAUCAACCUGUUCGAGACAUUUACAGGGUUCAAAGAAACGGUGAAACUGGUGUUUGGAGCAAAGGACGAGGAAAAGGAAGCCCAAAAGAAGAUAGUGGGCCUCCGACAGACAGGGUCAGUCCAGGAAUAUGCAACAAAGUUCAGGACAUUGAACGCGGCCUUGGGAUGGCAGGAUAACAUCACCAUUCCCAUCUUUAGAGAGGGUCUGAAACCAAAGAUCAAGUGGGAGCUUCGACACCUUGAGAAAACCACCUUGGAAGACUGGAUAGCUGCGGCUAUCAAGGAAGACAACGACAUCAAGGAGUAUCGACAGCAGGAACCCCACAACCCUCGAAAAGUGCAGGCUGCACGGGCACAACAGGCAAAUACCCAAAAGAGGCGCGAACCAUAUUAUGGUCCUCAACCGAUGGAUCUAAGUCAAGCACAAAAACGACGGAACAACCAGAAGAAGGGUAAUCAACCCAAGGAAACACCGAAAAAGAAAGAAGGUGCUUGUUAUAACUGCGGCAAACAAGGCCAUUACGCGAAAGACUGCAAACAAAAGAAGAAACAAAUCGCCACCGCAGAGAAGCAACCCAGACAAGACAAAACCGUCAAGACAACCCCAGAAGCCAAUAUGGCCGAAGGAGGAUACGUGCGCCCAGGAGAUUCCGUGGAUCAAGGGAAAGCAGUCAUCACGGGAAUCACCUCUAACAAGAUCCACAUCCGCACAAGACCCGUACUGUCCACGACGAGCCUCAGAGCACAACCACACGGUAUAUGA
This is a messenger RNA of Rhinocladiella mackenziei CBS 650.93, 1119 nucleotides long. RefSeq lists its product as uncharacterized. The record is from RefSeq and is a predicted model, not a curated record. The transcript is spliced from 2 exons. Bases 1 to 1119 code for a protein of 372 amino acids. Lineage: Eukaryota; Fungi; Ascomycota; Eurotiomycetes; Chaetothyriales; Herpotrichiellaceae. Gene Ontology annotation, molecular function: nucleic acid binding; zinc ion binding.